AAACAGCUCACUCGGCUUUUCCACUUCAGAAUGUAAAAGAGCUGUAUUUCCUCAAUUAAUAUUAAUCAUGAUCAGACAUUCCUGUAAAUAUAGCAGUAAUCUGGAAAUAACUGUCUUAACCAGUGAAAAUGUGUAGAAGGAAUAUAAAGUGUGUAAUGAAAUUUCUGCAGUGUGGACUGCAUUCAGAUGGGUGUUAUAUGUUUCAGAACUUUGAAAAAACUACUUUACAUUAAUAUUAGAGAUUUGUGAGAACAAGAACUGGGAGAAAGAACUGGGAGAAGCUGUGUAGGUAAGAUUCCGAACACAGAGAAAGUAUGCCAGCCCAGAAGGGACUCCUGAACUUUUCAGACUGUGAUUCAGUUAAGUUUGUUUACACAGCCGACUCCAUUCAUUCUCUGAAACAAAAUCACAUCCUCUGUGGUGGCAGAUAAGAUUUUAACAGCUUGUUGGGGUAGCCUGUCAGAGUCAUUAGGCUUCAUCAUUCUUUUUCGCAGAGCAUUUCCCUUUCCACACACGCAAAUGGAAAAGGAGGAGGAGAAAUCUGGUAUUUUUGAAGGCAUGCAUCAUCCUUCUAGCUUUCAGCUACCACAGUCUUUAAACUACUUUCAUCAUGUUGAUUCACUGGAGAAAUGAACUUCCUGGAUCAUACAUGCCAGAUUAUAAACUGGUUCAUUUGCUCUCUGUGCACACCAUGGUUGCUGAGACUCUGGAGUGGCAGGUGCCCAAGGACAAGAAGGAAUUUGCUGUUGGGCACUGCUUUUGUGAUUUACUUGGGGUUCCUUGUCAGCCAAGUAGGUCAUGUUCUACCACAGCAUAAAGCGGGAUCACCGAAAGCUAAUUCCAAGAAUCUCCAAGUUGCUGCCCAGAGCCCUUUCCUUGAGAUCCCACUGGAUGGCACCUUGUCACUUCCUGAUUUGCAAAGACCCCUGAUGGAAGCAAAUGAUACCUCUGCAUUUCCCAAUGUGGUCUACAUUACUCUGCAGUCCAAGCGCAGCAAAACUGCCAACAUCCAAGACACUGCAAAGCCCAAGAAAAGGAAAAAACAUACAAUACCUUUGCCCUAUAGAAAUGACAAUCCAUUAAUUUUCACUGUCCAGGAGAAGCAUUUAACGCACAAGUCACUUCAUGGGACUAGCACCUCCAUAGGACUGAAGAGAGCAGUAGACCAAAACAAAGCAAGGCAACGCCAGGAAAAGGACAAAGAGAAAGAAAUAUUUCCUAAGGGCAAGAGAUAUUGGCAAUCUGUGAAAAUUCUAAGAGAUGAAAAUGUGCACCCUAAUACUCAGGAGAGCAAUAUCAGGAUGUACAGUGAGAGACCACCAUCUUGGCUAAGCAAAGAGGACAUCUUACAUAUGCGUAUUCUGGCAGAUUCCAAGAUUGGCACUAUUCAAGAGGUACCAUCUCAGCAUGGAACAGUUCUGGUAUUUGGGAAGAUCUCUGCUGUGAAUGGAUUGACAAAAGAUGCUUCUUGUGUUCAAGGGUAUUGUGGUCUCCUCAAGAGACCUCUUGACAUGAGUGAAGUUUUUGCUUUCCACUUGGACAGGAUCCUGGGGCUGAAUCGUACCUUGCCUACAGUUGGCAGAAAAUCAGAUUUUUUCCAAGAUGAUCAGCCACAUCCUGUGAUUCUCUGGGAUUCUUCCUUGUGUCAAACAGACAAUGAGACACACUCUUCCUUGAAGCUAACCUGGGGGGCCUACAAACAGCAACUAAAGCAAAAGUGUUGGCAAAAUCAUAAAGUGUCCAAAGCAGAGUGGGGAUGCACAGAUAUCCAUCACCAUGAAUGGUCCAAGAUGGCUCUCCUUGAUUUUCUGUUACAGAUCUAUCACCGCUUGGACAAAAACUGCUGUGGGUUCAAACCUCACAAAGAGGAUUCCUGUGUACAGAAAGGACUGCAUCUGAAUUGUGAUGACCAGGACAGCAUUGCUUUAACUCACAUUAUUCAGAGAAAGGAAGAUCCACAACAUUUGGUCUUUAUAGACAACAAAGGUUUCUUUGAUAGAAGUGAAGACAAUCUAGACUUCAAAAUAUUGUAUGGCAUAAAAGAGUUCCCUGAGUCCGCAGUCUCAGUGCUGAAAAGUCAACGUCUGCGAGAGAAGCUUCUUCAAUCUUUGUUCCUUGAUAGAAUUUUUUGGGAAAGCCAAGGAGGUCGCCAAGGGAUUGAAAAACUCAUUGAUGUGAUAGAAAGAAGGGGCAAAAUUCUUCUUACCUAUAUUAAUGGACAUGGGGCAAAUGUUCUGCCAAUGAAUGAGUAGAAUUCAGAGAUAAAAAGAUGACCCCCCCCUCCCCCGCAAGACUGAUAUCAAGCAUGCUGGUAAUUUUAAUGUCCUUUACUUUCAUUUUCAGAGUAUUAUGAACAAAUAGUAAAACUUAACAUUUUAAAUUGGAUAUUCUAUCAAUGUAAUCUGGAACACAUUGAUUCAAUUGUUUUAACAAGUUAAAUAUGCAGGCAAAAUUUUUGCAAUUUAUUUUAAUGACUAUAACUUUGAGGUGCUACUAGCUUUAAGAAAAGUCCAAAAGGUUGCAACCUAUUUAUUUUGGUGGUAUUCUCCUAUAAUAAGUGGUUUUGUAGUAUUGCAACCAAUAAUUGCUUUAAAAAAUUGUACAGGGAUUUUUCAUUCAUUCCAUCCAACAAAAAAACCCUCACAGACCUCAAAUGUUGUUGAUAUUUCUGUUAUGUGUCUAAAACAAUUUAGGCAAAUAACCAUAUUCAUUCUUCAUGUGUGUUUCUUUCAUUUCAGUUCAGGUUGCAUAUAAACAUGCCAUCCAAGGGACUGAGUGGGAGAAUAUUUGCUUUUGCUUCUUGUUUUUGUUAGUGUCCAUGAUAUUAUUUGUUUGGAGAAAAUUCUAUAGAAAACUAGAAGUUUCCAUCAUCAGCAGCCAUUUUCUACUUUUCAGGCCAUGUCCUACUUUAUUCUUUUCCUCCAGCUACCCUUGUUUCUUGAUUAGCCACCCUAGAUUUCAUGAAUGUGGGAUCAUGGUUAACUACAGCUAGCUUUCCUCCAGAAAGAUGGGAUACUAAGCCUGGAUUAUGGUUUUGAAUCCCAGUUUACGUGGGGAGUUUACAUGGGCAGAAGGCAUUAACUGGUUUACCCUGGUGCUUCCAUAUAUAUGUCAUAGGUAGUUGAAGCCAAAAAAUAUUUAGGAACUUUCUAUGCAAGAAGGGAGGGCAGAACAAGGUGUAUGACCAACCAACAAGGUGUGUUGGUUAUACUUGGAUGCAGAUUUCACAGUACAUUGCCUGCUUUUUACCCUUUUCUAGUCUUCUUUCUCUUUUUCUUAAGUUUCCAUCUUCCCAAAAUAUCUUUCUAAGCUCCCGUACAUGAUUUUUAAAUUAUUACCCCAACUAGGUUUACAAUUUACCUUUCUCCACAGAAAAUGGACUAUAAACCACUUAAGUCCCUGAGCAACAGAACAUUCCGAUCCAUUGCUUUAUCUCAGCCAGUCUGUGUCAGAGGCUUGAUUGCCAAGAGCACAAUGUAUGGAUUGUCUUUAAAAAAACUAUAUGUAGAUUGUUUUUUACAUCAGUCCUAUGACACUUGUGUGUUUAAACGCACCAUUGUACUUUUUUCUACUGCCAUUUAAGUAAUGAAAGGUUUUUAGUGUAAUGUACUGGUGACUGUAGCUGUACUGUAGUUUGCUGUGAGAAUCCUGCAAUAUUAAAUGAAACCAUGGAUCUGAAAAUAUUCCUUCCAGUAAAUGUAUUCAACAGUAAAUGUCCUAUCACCAUUACACUGCCAGGGAAGGGAGGAGAGCAGUUCGCCCUGAUUCCUCUUCGCACUGCAAUGCCCUGACCUGCAUGGCUUUUUAUUUGUAUUCCAUGACUGCUUCCAUGACUGCCUUUUCAGGAAGGAAGCUACCAAGGAAGGGAAAGACAGGAAAUGAUCUGCUUCUGCCCGUGGAAGAGCAGGAGGAUAGAAACCUUGUAUCUUAUGAUGUAUUGUAGACUAAGGAAUUAAUUGUGGCAUAAUCUUUCAUGAGUAAGAACACUUGCUCACAAAAGACUAAUAAAAUAAACCUAGGGUUGGAUGAAUACAGCCAGCUUUUUCACUGCAUCUCAUGCAGCUUGUCUCAUUAUUACAGCCCCUCUACCCAUGGCUUUUAUAUAUUUAGGUCCUGUGAUUCUGAGCGUAGCCUUUUUUGGUGGUCAAAGAGAGUAUCUUUUCCUGUCUCAUCAGUGGAAAAUCUUGUUGGAUCAAACCCUUCAAAGGGAUUUGGAGAUCACUGUUGCCAGUAAUUAGAACGUUGCCUUGAACUGUGUUCCAGUUUUCUGGUUUUCUUAUUUGUGUGUGAAGUUCCGGAGUCACUGAGUGCUGAGGGCCAUAUACCAUGUGCUAGGGGGUAACAUCAGGGCAGGAUUGAUGUAGCUAUUUUCUUCCAUGCUCUGGUUCACUAUCCCCUGUGCAUCUAGAUGUUCAUCAUGAAUGCUUGUGAUUUCAGCAGUUUCAAUGAUUCAGCAGUGAUUUGUAUAUCCAAAAGGGAAUUAACUGCAGGAAUGUCAAGCACAAAAGAAGCGGUCUUCAACACAUAGUGCAGUUUCUCAAAGUGGCUAUUUUUCCUUUUUCCUGUUUGCCCUUGGAAUGUAUGAGACGGUACUGAACUUCUGUUUUAUUAAUAAUUCACAUCCUGGAAGGGUGAAUCAAAUAGGACUACUGAAUAACUAAAUAGAAAAGAUGGCUUGUCUGUCUAUGAAAAAGGAAUUAUUCUUUUCUUAUAAGUAAAUCCAGUUCUGUGUGCUUUGAGUGUCUUCCUCCUCUGCUGUGGCUUGUGCCAAAAAUUCUCCAAGGCCAUUUAUAUGCUGUUAAUUAUUUCUUCAGCCUUCAACUGCUGGGGCAAGGGUGACAGCAAAAUUAAUUUCCAUGAUUUUAAAGUCCCAGGUUUACAGCACCAGGGGACUCUCAUUCCAUUCUGGGAAACAGGACAAAAUGUAUUAGAAGCUAUUUCUUAUGGUUGUCUUCCAGGCAAACAAAGAGCUGUUUACCCUUGUCUCACUCACAUCUUUUGUAAACAUCUGUACUGGGCUAUUUUCCAUUUACGGGCUUAUGGGACCAGAAAUAUUUUCACAUUCCAGACUGGUCCAAAGGGAGUAGAAGAAUCCAAGAGCUGUGUGUGGGAGAAAUGACUCUGUUGGAAUUCUUGGGUAAAAUGCCAACCUUUUAACAACCCUGAAUAUUUUCAUAUCAGUAGAAAACAUGAUAACUGCUUGUUCUCACACGAAGCACAAUACUUUUUCCCAGGUCUGUUCAGUAGGUCAUUGCAGUAGGUCACAGUAACAAAACUGUCUAAUUUCUUUGCGUUAAGGAGAAACGCCCUAAUAGAGAGCCUAUCAACUCACAAAUGUGUGUGCCAUCUUCCUCAUGCAUUUCAAUAGAAAACAGUGGUGGCAUCCUUUUGCACACAGUGGCCCCUCCUGCAUAGCCAAGAGAAAACAUCUUGAGGAUGGGGACAAAAAGUGUGUUGGGGAAGAACUCUGCACAGCUUUUUCUCCAAGACGUCUUCAGGACAUUUUAUUUCUGCUCAACCUGGACUUUUAAGAAAACACUAAAUUAAUUAUUAUUUCCCCCCAAGAUAGUGUCAAAACAUUUUCUCUUGCCUGUGCAGAACAAGUGUUUUUUCCCUUGCCUGAGUUAAAACUCUCACUUCUGGUUUCUCUACAGCUUGCAACUGCCAUUUCCCCCCUUCUUCAGGAGGUGCCAUGCUGCCUCCAUUUGCAGAAUGUUCCCACAGAGUUUCCUUUGCUUGCAGUUCAUCCACUUAUCCUUUUGGUGCAUAAAGUUCAUUAACAAAGCCAGUUUUUCCUGGCAAUCCCGCACACAUGUCUUUUUUUCCUUUUCUAUUUUAAAAGAGAAAUAUUCAAAGGCACGAUGUCACAAUAUGAGAUGUCACGAUGAGAUAAAUGAGAUAUCUUCGAAGCUACAACGUCACAGUAUGAGCAUGACAGAUUCUCAUAUCGUGAUGACAUAACUUCAAAGAUCUCAUUUAAAACAAAAAAAGGGAAAAAAUGACACGUGCGGGGGAUCACCAGGAAAAACUAACUUUAUUAAGUUUGCACCUGUUUGCACCUGAACUUUAUACACCAUAAGGACACGCAGACAAGCUGCAAGCAGAAGAAACUCUGUGGGAACAUCCUGCAAAUGGCAGCAGCACAGCCCCGCCUGAAGAGGGCAGAAAAUGACAGGUGCAAACUAUGGAGAAACUGAAAGUGGGAGCUAGACAGGGAGAAGCAGGAAAAAGAACUGCUUUCUCUGACAACUCUUUAUUUGCCCAUGCUAUGUGGACAAAAAAAAGCCAAAAUGAGUCUUUUUAAAAUGUCUGCAAAUGGAUGGGAAAGCCCAUAUGUUUUUUGAGGUACUUAUGUGCAUCCCUUCUGUCCACCAAAGGACCACCCAGUUGAGCUAAUAGGCUCUGAUCAUCAAUAAAGAAUGCUCUCCUGUUCAUGCCUUGGUAGAGUCAUGAGCAGUCAGAGACCAGUGAAAUUCAAUCUGGCAUUAAUCAAGCCUGAAAAUUCCAAGAAGCUUCCCUGUGGCCAACAGUACCUGCAGAAUCUGUUUGGUGCAUCUGUUGUGUAAAACCGAAUACUACGUUAGUCCAUAAAUGCAACUAAAUACAACUGAAACGACCACUCAAAUAUUAAAGUAAAAUGUGUUCAUGAUAUGAAACUCCAGUAAUGAGAAUAAGAGUGUAAGAAAUUUUUAAAAUGUAAAAAGUUAAAGUUUUAAAAAGUCUGUCUUGUGAAUAUUAGCAAGAUCCUCUAGAAUAUUAAUAAAAAGAAAUUUGGAUAGUAUAAUUGUGACAGUUUACCUUGCUGUUAAAAUAGUUUGUUUUGCUGUUAAAAACCUACGUUCACAAUUUAUGGUUUAAUUUUAUAUAUUUUUGCAGCAUUCAUGUAUUGUAUGAACAUUGUUUGUUACUGGCAAAUACAUUUCGGUUUUUAUAAGGAACAGGCUUUUCAACUAUUCUCUGUGUUGCUGUGUCCUGUAAACAAAACAGUAAAAGCAGUAUCUUCCACAUUUUGAGCUGAAGACUUUACAGUAUAAAGCAUGCUUUGAAGACAUUGUUGACUCCAUUGAAAAGUGCAGGGAAUUUUGAAAACAUCCAUUGAUUUUGAAUUCUGUUCUCUUAAAAACACACAGAUAAUGAAACAUGACAGAUAAUGAAACUUUGCUGGAACCAUUGUUAGCUAUUUACUUGUAAGAUUUCAAGCUGUUGUCAAGUUGUUUGCCUUUAAAACAUGCUCUGCAUGUGUAUUUGCAGAGGAAUAGAAGCAAAUUAGUUUCAGAGCAGGCAAAGGUUCUGUUUAACAUGAUUAAUUUGCAUACCCGAUCAGAAGCCCUGAUGGGAAGAAGCCCAACCUGACUCUGCCCAUUUUCUAAAAGCACCUGGUGGCCACCAGGAAAGGUGUUGGCAGGUGCCAUGGCACCCAUGCGCACUACGUUGGAACCACUGAUGUACAAGGUGAUUUGUUUCUUAAAAUUGCUGUCAAGUCAUAGCUAACUUCUGGCAACGCAACAGGGGUUUCAAGGCAAGAGAUGGUUUGGAGGUGCUUUACCAUUGCCUGCCUCCAUGUCAUGGCCCUGGUAUUUCAUGGAUAUCUCCCAUCCAAAUAGUCGCCAGGGUUAGAGCUGACUGUGUGUGACUGGCCAAAGGUCACCCCAGCAGGCUUCAGUGGCAUGAAUGGGUGUCUGAACCUGGAUUUCCAAGGAUAUUAACUACCACACCACACUGACUCCUCCCUCUACAAGAUCUAUUGUGAGUGAAAUAUUUAAAAUGGUCUUUUUUUGGCCUUCCUCUAAUUUUGGAAUUCCUGUCCUGGGCCUAGGCUACAGGACAUCCUAAGCAGACUUAUACUUUUCUGAGCCCAUUGACUUCAGAAAAUUUGGGGGUAUUGUUCUGCUUAGGAUGAUACUGUUACUCAAAUUCACUUUGCUUCUUGCUCCAUUGCUGCAGUUGCCAUCCAGUACAAUGCUUCACUUAUCCCCAGUUUAGUGACCUUUGGUUUUGGAGCCUUCAUGCAUACAAGACAUUGCUUCUGUCACUUAAUUCUACUUUCAUUUGUUAUUUCCUUGGCAAUGCAAAUACAUACAUGAUGGGGGUCUUGGGAAAGGAAAGGUAAUCUAUUGGUUCUGUAUACACUAUCACAUUCUACCACUACUGAGUAAGUGUGGCUUUGCCGAUGUUUCUUCAUUUAUGAUGAUGGGUUUAUCAAAUGUGCAUUCAAAGAAAUUUGGGAAAGAUACAUAGGGUGACACCAGUUUAUCCUCACUACAACUCUAUGCAUGUACACAUUUUAUCUAUUUAAACUAUGUAUGCUCCACCUUCACCUCAAGAAGGGACCCAAGAGGGCUUACAACAAAUAUGCACAAGAUGGAUCAAACGUUUAAAACAUUAUAAACAAUCAACCCAGCGUCUAGACCUGUGGGCACUUUUGGAAUUCUGGAAUUGGGUAGUGGGAGCCACCAGACAAUGGCUGCCCUGGGGACAAUCACAAAGUGGCUACUAUGGGAGUUGGGGGGGGGGUAUCACAAAAUGUAAGGAAGCUCUAAGCAAAGUGCUCCACUUAUGGUAUAGGCAUAUUUCUAAAUGGAUGCUGCCUUUGGACACAAAGUGAUGGAAUUUUUUUUGCUUUUUUUGAAUCACAUGCUGCUCCAGCCAGGUGGAGGAAGGCCAGAAUUGGCUGUUUGCUUAGAAAGAGAGUUGCUUUGUCAAUUAAGCAAAUAGGUACCAGGACAGCCAUUGGUGGGCACCAUGGUGCUCCUAGGAGCCAUGCUGGGGAUCACUGACUUAGAAAUUUAACUGCCUGCCAAAAAGUCAGCCCUCAAUUAUUACUCAGUACUCAGUCCCUCAGAGCCCUCUGGGGUGGCUGGUAUACCAAAUUUAAUAAAUAAAUAAAUAAAAAAUGCCCAUUACAUUGUUCAAAAAAUUCUUCUAGAACAAUGCUGCCAUAUAACAGCAUCUGAAGAUCACCAAUUAAAGUGCCCCCCUCACCUCUUCUGGAAAGCCAUUCCAGAGGAACUGAGCUACAAACAAGAAGUUUUAUAGGCAACACUGAUCUCAGUGAUGAUACAGUGGUGAGUACUAGUUUGGGGUAGAGCUAAUCAAACACCCAGACUCAAUAAGAGAGACGGUCCUUCAACUCUGAGGAAUCCAGGCCAUUAAAAGUUUUCAUGGUGAACAGAACCUUGAACAGAGUGUAGAAACAGGCAGUCAAUUGAGCAGUCUCAUCAUAGGUGUUAGGUGUUCAUAGCAUUGUGUGCCACUCAAAAGACAGACUGCCACAGUUUGUAUAAACUGAAGUUUGUAAAAAGUCUUCAAGGGGAAUCCGUGAUGUAUAUAAACAGUAUCUGUGAGACUGAGUAACAAUGUUUUGCUUAAAACCACCUGGUGAACUUCAUGGCUGAAUGAAAUUUCAGUCCACUCCUACACAUAACACAGGCUCAAACUUCACCAUGGCUUUGUACAUUCCACCACAGCUGGCCACUACCAAGGUAAAUUAAGAGUGAGUUUUCCCAGUUGAAAAACAAGCAUCUGCUACUUUUAAGCAGCUGUGAAAGGAGAGAGGCUAAGUCAUUUAAAACUUCAGUCUCUGCAGUUUAUUCUUUUUACAAGCUGGGACCAUGACAUAAAGACCAACAGUCUCAAACCAGUAAUACCAUUUCCCCUGUUCCCCAACAAAAAUCAAACCUGUUCCGUUUUACAGAAGCAGAUCCUGACAGGCUUGCAAUAAUUCCCUGUGUUUGGAUCAAAAUAUUUAUGAGAGCCAGUCAUGUCUUAGAGGGAUCCCCAUAGGGCCUUCUUAUACAACUUCUGUCAUGGCUCACUGGACAGUCUCCGUAAAGUGAUUGUCCAGCCAUUAUAGCUGUUUGUAGAUAUGCAUUGCCAAGGACAAGCUUCUCCCCUUCCAAAAUAUCACCUUAAUAAAGGGCAGGACAGUACUGCUAAUAUCAAUAAGUGAAACAAAAUAGCAUUGAAUCCUGCACAAUUAAAUUUUACCCCAAAGGCUGGGGAUGGCACUGACACUUCAUGGAAUAUUUCCUAUUCUCCACAAAGCAGCAGUAAAAGAUUUCUCAAAACUGUGGUACUUAGGCUUAACUGUAUUGGUUGGAUGAUGCUACUGGACUGAGAAUUCAAACAGGAACGAAAGCUGUAACAAAACAAUACAGAAUUGAAAAGACCAGUCUGUAAAAUGUCAUCAUCAAAGCCAGCAGCUUACAUCCCAGCAAAGGGUGUUUAAGGCAUGUGAGAAGCAAAGGUGGUUUGCCAAUGCCUAGUCUUUCUUGAUGGUCUCCCAUUCAAGUACUUACCAUGCUUAGCUUCCAAGUUUUGACAAAAUCGGGCUAUAACUUGCCACUUUCCCUCCAAAACACACAUAUUUCAAACCGUUAAAAUUAUCAUUAUGCAUAACUAAACACAUCUGCUCUUGGAUUAAUUUCAUGAUACAUAGCAUGUCUGAUGUGUGCACACAUUAUGUAGCCAAAAAUGUAUCAAAGAAGGAUUUCCCUUUUGCUGAAAAACCUAUAUUAAAACCCAAAUUGUAGAUUUUCCUUAAACGACAAAAAAAUCUUGUUUGCAAGCAGAAAUCUUGUUUGUAAACUUAAGUUCCAUUUCAUGGAACAGCUGUCUGUAUUUCAGGAUGGAAUAAUAGGGCUUUGGGAGAAGGAAACAUGACAAGCUGAAGGCAGCUGUUAUUUUUAUGCUGUGCCAACAUUUUUCUGUGCUACAUUUCUGACAAACAAAUUUGCAUUCAUAAGGAUGGAUAGGAUUAUCAUUCCUGAAUAUAUUUGGUUCUAUUAUCAUUUGAAAGAGUACAAAUAACUUUUAAAAAAUGGAUUGUUAUUUCAGAUUGGCAAGGAACUUAUGAGCAGUCAGAUUUUUGUUAGCAAAGUAAGAAUGUGGAUAAAACUAUUCACUGGAUUGGAGAAUGAGCUGGUGGAGGGGAAGCAGGUUUACUACUUUCAACACAUUUGGCCACAGGCAGAUGUCUGGAGUGGAGCUUGUCACCAUGAUUCCGUCAUCCGAUACCAUAUGUUAAUUUUGUUUCUAAUAACUAAAAGAUAUGUAGACUAAAGAUCAUAUUCCCUGGGCUCAGAAUAUGAACUUUGUCAGUUCAUUAUAGCUUGCCUUCAACAUGAAGGGAAUCAUUAUAUUUAUAUUUCAAAUAUAAUCAUUAUAUUUUCUGGCCUAGACUGUAUAUUUGAGCCAGAGGAGAACUCUCCUUCCUCAUCCUCUCCAGUAUCACAUAUCUAGCAGCUGCGGUAGCCAUGACAGAUGACUAACCUGUAGAUGUAUGCUGGUGGAUGAAUGAGUAGAACACCUUCCUCUCCCUGACUCCUCUCCUUCUUUCUUCCCUGGUAACUUGGAUACUGUUUGAUGGAGCCCAAGACACGAAUCCUAAGCAAACCUAAUGAGAGUCACAGUCAGAUCUCUUAACUCAGGAUUUGGUGUAGUUCCAUAAAGACUGCAAGACAGAGCUGUUCCAAUGCUCUAUGGUUGAGGACAAUUAUGAGAUUCUAUCUGUUUGGCGCCCCCUCCCUCCCUCUUCCCUUUUCUCCCUUCCUGUAUGAAAGAGUUUGGAGAUAGUUCCUAUUUUAAUUAUCCUCCCUUAGUAGGAUUUACUGUUGUAUUGUUGACUGAGAAUUUUAUUGGAGUUUAUUGUAUUUUCAUGCAACAUUGAUAUUGUACGGUGCCCUGAACCUUAUAGGCACUUUAUAUAAAUAAUAAUUAAAAAAAAAACAAGCCACUUUUCCAAAUCCAAAGGAUUAUGGAGAUAAUGUACAAUAUAAUGUCAGUUUGAAUCUCAGUUUAAAUGCUAUGAAUGUUAUAAAGAAACCAGUGAUAGACAGGAGUUUGUACAGCCCACAAAUGUGAAACAGCUAAUCACCUGGAGACAGAAAUUGCUGACAGUUCCAGGUUGGUUUCUUGAAGACAGCAGAUUCAACAGUUCUGCUUCUACCUCAGGAGCAGUGGCAGGGGAGAAUGAUUACUCAGGCCUAUAUCUAGCAGUUAUCAGUCCAGUGAAAGUCUGUCUCUUGGGAGAAGAUAGACUGAUGAGAUUAAAACCCUAUGUGUGAGAGGGGCUGAUGUGGUAUUUAGACUGAGGAAGCCUGGGAGGACCUUUCUUUAGAAACAGGUAGCAAUUACAGACUGAAUAAAUACCAUUCAGAGGUAUCUCUGUGACAAUUUAAUGUGCAUUUCAGCUUUUACUGAAGCUGUAAUUAGAGCAUAAGCACAUAAGUGCCUCAGCCAAGCUAUUUCAUGUUUGUAUUUGGAAGCCUGUGCCUGAUGAAGUGUUUAAACAGCUCUCCUAAGUUAAAUAACCAUUUUUAAAAUGUUGUUCUAUUUUACUGUUGCUCCAGAAUCUCUGAGUCUUACCGCAUUUUCACUUUGGGGAGGCGGGGGGAAGGUUUAUCACAACAAGCCAAUGUUUUCCCAAAAUUAUAGGAGACUGUCUUAAAGGGCUACCAUAAAACCUUAUAUCAACUGAUGCUGGCACAGAUCCUGUGUAUAGCGAUAACAUAGACUGAAAUCAGGUUUUUUAGGAUCAAAAGAAAGCACUCUGCUAAUGAGCUAUAGCCACUGUCAAACUUCAAGAAGUUGAGUCUAAGUUUGACUCCAGUUAGGCAAUGAGUUUGACAGUUUUUCCUCUGGAAUGACUAUUGGGAAAAUUUCCUGACCUUAAUGGAUACUUCUAGAAACUGUUUCCAUGGAGACAGUUCCCAGUGGCUCCAGUGGUAGAGUUCAAUAAAGUGUGGAAAUUGGUCCCUUCCUUCUGCUGUUUACUCACCACCCACUGUGAAUGAUCAAGGCAUCUCAUUUGUUGAACCGUUACAAAAGACCUUCAAAUUAAUUCAUGGAAUAGUUCAGUGUUUCAAAAGAAAUUUUCCUCACAAGACUUUUGGACUGUAUUUGUCACCUCAUUGUGUCAUAUUAGCAUCAUCUGAAGAAUGAUAUUUACCCACCAGGAAUCAAUCUGGCCUUCCUUGGAGGCAGUCUAAGCAUUACAAGCAUGACUUAUCAGUAAUAUUAUUUGACUACUCAUGGGAAAUAUGUCCAGAUUUGAAAGCAAUUCAUAGCAAAUGCUCACUGGAAAGCAUUGUGAUUUUUUAAAAAGAUCCAUAUAAAGGGUAAGAACUAUGUCUGACAGAUGAGAAAGCUGGUUAACAUUCAAAGCUUUUGGGAACUUUGAGUACAACAGAGAAUCCUCCCAAGGUCUAAAUAGUAGAAAAGUGCCAUGACAAUUCAGUUAUAUAAAAAGAUGCUAUUCUUCCAAUUUCCUGUCUUUCUGCAAAAGGAAAUGCAAACUCAUAAAAUGAAAAACACUCAUGACCAAAUUUAGAGCCACAAUGGUAGCAAAUUUAGUUAUCCUGUGUUAAGCAAGUAUUAAUGAAUAUGCUAUUACAAACUAAAACUUUAUAACAACUUAAGGUGUUUCCCUUUCCCAAAUUCUUCCACCUUUCCCACACAGUUACAGCAUCCCUUCCUUCUCCCUUCCAUCCCCUACUCUUGGCUCCUUUACCUCAUAGUUUGGGUCAGGCAACCCAAAAUUUCACCUGAAUAUCCUUUUUUCCUAGUGGUUUUUCACUCUUCUGUUUGUUCUCCCAGGUUUGUAGAAAUACACCCCCUCUUUGUACCUAGUUUCAUUAUGCAUAUUUUUUAUCCACAUGUGGGACUAAGGUGGGAAUUAGAUGUAUGAUAUUAUGUAAAUCCACAGGUACUUCUUCUUAAUGAAAAAUAGGAUGAUACUUCUCUUUUCUUAUCCAUGAUUAGUAAAAUAAAAAGACAAACUCCGAAACAGCAACAAAAGCAAUAACAAUUUAAUUCAGUACCUGACUGGUAUACCUAACUGGUAUAAUACAAAGUAAUAAAAGUUUAUUGUCUUGGCCAUAGGCCUUCCCAAUCUCUUCAUACACAGUAUCAUAAAAUGAAAACAUACACAAAAGCAUCCCAAAGGACUUAGCUAAAAUGGACUAAAUUAACUCUAUAUAAACAUCCCUAUCGAAUAAUACAAAAUAGAUCAAAUAGGUGAAGAGACUGACACUGACUGCAACACUGGCUCAGGUGAUUUUUAUUGUAACAGGAGGGCAUGGGGAAUCACAGGAGAAGAUAUUUGUCAUCCCCAGAUGAGGAAGUCUCACCACUAUAUCAACAAUUAAUAUUCAACUGCUCUUGAAGCAACUUGAGGGAAGGCAUUGUUUUUUCCCCAAUGGCACAUUGCUUCUAAUGGGUCAACACAGAAGAGGCAACACCAGCAGGGCUCUUUCUUCUGGGUUGCUGCUUCAGAAGGUAGCAAGGGAAGGAUAGUAUGCUGUAACCACCCCCCCC
Messenger RNA from Sphaerodactylus townsendi, 14316 nucleotides. RefSeq names its product golgi associated kinase 1B (gene GASK1B). The transcript is spliced from 5 exons. The record is from RefSeq and is a predicted model, not a curated record. Gene Ontology annotation, cellular component: Golgi apparatus. NCBI's taxonomy places the organism in Eukaryota, Metazoa, Chordata, Lepidosauria, Squamata, Sphaerodactylidae. Bases 630 to 2252 code for a protein of 540 amino acids.